Messenger RNA from Manihot esculenta (cassava), 1871 nucleotides. RefSeq names its product phospholipase ABHD3. NCBI's taxonomy places the organism in Eukaryota, Viridiplantae, Streptophyta, Magnoliopsida, Malpighiales, Euphorbiaceae. The coding region runs from base 95 to 1708 and encodes 537 amino acids. The transcript has 14 exons. Gene Ontology annotation, molecular function: monoacylglycerol lipase activity; short-chain carboxylesterase activity. The record is from RefSeq and is a predicted model, not a curated record.
UAAACGUACAAAAUCCACUCCCCGCUCAAAGCCACGUCCAAUUUUCGUUGCUGGUAACGAUCAUAUUCCCCAAUCCAUUGCCUCCUCUUCUCUCAUGGAUUUCACUAGCUCCAUUCAUCAAUCUUCUUCUCUCUACCCCUACUAUGUCCUUCUCAAUGGCUUUUCUAUUAUACCCCUUUCGCAUUUUCUCUUUGCGGCUGCUGUUUUCUCCGUCGUGUUUCUGUACAAUUUUCUCGAGUUUCACUUAGUUGGAGAUUUCUUUCUUGGGUUUCGAGGCAACCCAAUUCGCCUUACCCACAACCCCUCGUCUGCAUUGUAUAAUAGUGUCGUUUCUCACUGUAAAAUCCUUCAUGGCAGGUAUUUGGCUACCCUCUGGCUUGCAAGUCCUCAUUUACAGACGUGCUUUUUAAGUUUCGGUGGGAGACCACCGGUUUUCAGCUACAGAAGACAGAUUUAUCAUGCUUCUGAUGGUGGAACAAUUGCUUUGGAUUGGUUAACGCAUUCUGAUGUUUCAGGAGGCUCUUUUCUCAUGAAUAAUGCCAUUUCUAAAGAAGACAAAAUUCCUAUAGUGGUUGUGAUUCCUGGCUUAUCAAGUGACUCUGCUGCUGCUUAUAUAAAGCAUUUUGCCUUCAGUACAGCAAAACGUGGGUUGAAUGUUGUUGUUUGUAAUCAUCGAGGAUUGGGCGGUGUUUCAAUUACUUCUGAUUGCUUUUACAAUGCUGGAUGGACAGAAGAUAUACGAGUAGUCAUUAAUUAUCUCCAUAAUGAAUACCCCAGUGCUCCUCUAUUUGCUGUUGGAACUAGCAUUGGUGCCAACAUUCUGGUAAAAUAUCUUGGGGAGGAUGGAGAGAGGACUCAUGUUGCUGGAGCUGUAGCCAUUUGUAAUCCAUGGGAUCUCAUGAUUGGAGAUAGAUUUAUAAGCCGCAGGCUGUUGCAAAAGUUCUAUGACAGGGUUCUAGCAUUUGGCCUUCAAAAUUAUGCAAAACUACAUGAGCCUCGAUUUUCUAGGCUUGCUACUUGGGAAGGCAUAAAAAAGUCACGUUCUGUUCGAGAUUUCAACAGCCAUUUGACCUGCCAUGUUGGGAAAUUUGAGACUGUGGAUACAUUCUACAGGCGCUGUAGCAGUUCCUAUUACGUUGGAAAUGUGUCAGUACCACUACUAUGCAUCAAUGCUCUGGAUGAUCCACUCUGUACUAGGGAAGCCAUACCUUGGGAUGAAUGCAGGGCAAAUAAAAAUAUUGUGUUGGCCACACCGAAGCAUGGAGGACAUCUGGCAUUCUUUGAAGGAUUAACUGGAGCCUGCUUGUGGUGGGUGAGGGCAGUUGAUGAAUUUCUUGUUGUUCUACAUUCUAGUACUUGCAUGCAUGUCCAAAAGGACAUUUCUAGUUUGCAUUCAUCAGAUGGAACUGCAAUUGAUCAGGGCCCAUAUGUGAACAUUGCAGAAGAUGGAAUGGUGGCUUCAGUGUUCGGUCAGGAACCAAGAGAUCAUGUGUCUGAAGAGAUUAAAGAAAUGAUUUCUGAUAUAGGACAAGAUGAUCACCAUACAGAGACUACUCAAACCUCAGAACAGCACACAAACAUAAAUACCAAGUCUUCUGAUGUAACUGCUCCAGUAAGAAAAUGCCUGAAUCAGAUUUCUCGGCAGACUCAAAAAUCAGCAUUGUUGCUUACAAGAAAAAUCUUCCCUGCAGCUAUGCUUAGAAGAUAAUCCCAUCAUGAUAAAAAUUGUUGAAAGUACUGUGUAUCAAGUGAUUAGUUUAGUUCUGUGUUAUGCUCCAAGCAGACACAUUUACAUUUUUUUUCAUGCCUAUUGUAGCAUGAUUAACAAUUAUAUGGUGCUGGUGAAAAUGAAACUGGAAAUCAAUUCUUGA